Odobenus rosmarus divergens (Pacific walrus) is the source of this 1577-nucleotide messenger RNA. It is a transcript of the gene MLEC, whose product is annotated as malectin. The record is from RefSeq and is a predicted model, not a curated record. The transcript has 5 exons. Gene Ontology annotation, cellular component: membrane. Gene Ontology annotation, molecular function: carbohydrate binding. NCBI's taxonomy places the organism in Eukaryota, Metazoa, Chordata, Mammalia, Carnivora, Odobenidae. Bases 150 to 1019 code for a protein of 289 amino acids.
ACCCGUGGCUGAGAAGGAGGCCUGAGAGCGACAUGUCCCCGGCGGCCGAGGCAGAGCGGCCCGUGGCGCUGUUUUUCUGAGUCCGGGGCGGCCUCGCGGCCGGCUGAGGACGAGGGUCGGCGGGGGCUGCCCCCGCUGUGGUGGCCGCCAUGCUGGGGGCCCGGGCGGUUGAGGGAGCCGCCGUGGCGCUCCUGCGACUGCUGCUGCUGCUGCUGCUGCCGGCGCUCCGGGGGCCGGGGCUCGGCGUGGUCGGCUCGGCGGGGGCCGGGCUACCCGAGAGCGUCAUUUGGGCCGUCAACGCGGGCGGCGAGGCGCAUGUGGACGUGCACGGGAUCCACUUCCGCAAGGACCCUUUGGAAGGCCGGGUGGGCCGAGCCUCUGACUAUGGUAUGAAACUGCCGAUCCUGCGUUCCAACCCGGAGGACCAGAUCCUAUAUCAAACAGAGCGGUACAAUGAGGAGACUUUCGGCUACGAAGUGCCCAUUAAGGAGGAGGGGGAUUAUGUGCUGGUGUUGAAAUUUGCUGAGGUCUACUUUGCACAGUCCCAGCAGAAGGUAUUUGAUGUGCGAUUGAAUGGCCAUGUCGUGGUGAAGGACUUGGAUAUCUUUGAUCGUGUUGGGCACAGCACAGCUCAUGAUGAAAUCAUCCCUAUGAGCAUCAGAAAGGGGAAGCUGAGUGUCCAAGGGGAGGUGUCCACCUUCACAGGGAAACUCUACAUCGAGUUUGUUAAGGGGUACUAUGACAAUCCCAAAGUUUGUGCACUCUACAUCAUGGCUGGGACAGUGGAUGAUGUACCAAAGCUGCAGCCUCAUCCAGGACUGGAGAAGAAAGAGGAGGAGGAAGAAGAAGAAGAAUACGAUGAAGGGUCUAAUCUCAAAAGACAGACCAAUAAGAAUCGGGUGCAGUCAGGCCCCCGCACGCCCAACCCCUAUGCCUCGGACAACAGCAGCCUCAUGUUUCCCAUCCUGGUGGCCUUCGGAGUCUUCAUUCCAACCCUCUUCUGCCUCUGCCGGUUGUGAGAACAAAUACCAUCCUGAACUGGGUGGAAGGGUGAGGGAAAGAAACCAAACAUGUUGGUUUUGGUUUCUGUAUUUUUCACAGUGAUUAACAAAAAAAAAAAAAAACAGACAAAAACCACACACAAAAAUUAAAGGAGAAAAAAAGAGGCAAGAGUGGGUAGAGAGCAGCCCUCAUCCACCACUGGUCCCAGCCCUGCUUCAGUCCUUGUGCUCUCUUUGUGGCUGGCCCCAGCCGUCUCUUUCCUCUCCAGGGUACUUAGGGCAAAGCGGAUCCUACGUGUUCAAGGAUCCUCGUCUGCACACCUAGUGGAAAGGACUCUGAACCCAGAGCAGACACAGUUCCUUUUUUUAGGUUAGAAAUUAACAGCAGGGAAAUGUCAUCUUACUAUCUGAGAAGACCAGUGCUGGGAGUUGGGUAUGUUCUGAAGUGACGUCCAGAUAAGUUUUCAGAUGCCCUGGGAUUGAAAGUGUGUGUGCUUUGUGUAUGUGUGAAGGUGUAUAAUUUGUAUGAUAAAGAUGAAAACAGAGGGGGAUUAAACAAAAAAAGAAAGAAAAGUA